AUGCCGACCUUUAUUGCGGCACGCCGCACGCACUCAGCCAGACGGAGGCCGCUGCUUCUUGAACUGCGAAAGCCACUGCGCUGCCUGAUAAGCUGCUUGCUAUGGCUGCCGUGUUUCCAACUGCCGCAUCUGAGCUAUGUGGGAAAACCCAUGGCUCAAGUUCGCCCCCAUGGAGAGAGACAGCUGCGGACGACCAUGUUCGUGCGAGAGAGGAGGGGGUCGCUGUGGCGGAAGAACAGCAACUCCAAGGCUCCUGUGGUGGCAUCAGGAGGCAAGAAGGCGGCAAAGAUUUUGACCUCUAGGAUCAACAAGGCUCCGACAGCUACGGAGUUGCUCAAUGUGUUGAAUGAGGCCGUGGAUUUUCCUGAUUUCAACUACUUCCACAUCUCAACAGCAUAUCACACGUUGGCAAUGUUUCACCGGAAUGGAUUGUUGCAAGGACUUUGUGAAAGCCCGGUGCUGCCCAAGCUUCACACUCGGACUAAAACCAUUAUGAUGUCGCAACAGAUAAACCCACAGGCUUCGGCCAACGUGCUUUGGGCAAUGGCAGUAAUAGUUGACACGAUUCCCGGAACGACUCAGUUGCUGCCAGCAUUGAUAAAAGUUUUCCCUGAGAAAGCAGCUGGCAUGGAUGAACAGGAGUUGGCCAACUGUUUGUGGGCAUCAGCACAAUUGAAGGAUGUCGCUCCUGAUGUGCUGAAGGUCGUGCAAGCACUCAUUGCCCAAACUCCAAGCAGAGCUGUUGACAUGAAGCCUCAAGAAUUGUCGAACUCUUUGUGGGCAUCAGCACAUUUGAAGGAUCACAUUUGA
This is a messenger RNA of Durusdinium trenchii, 810 nucleotides long. NCBI's taxonomy places the organism in Eukaryota, Dinophyceae, Suessiales, Symbiodiniaceae. The record is from the annotation of a GenBank genome assembly.